Messenger RNA from Fusarium verticillioides 7600, 1291 nucleotides. RefSeq names its product replication factor C subunit 5. The record is from RefSeq and is a predicted model, not a curated record. Lineage: Eukaryota; Fungi; Ascomycota; Sordariomycetes; Hypocreales; Nectriaceae. The coding region runs from base 94 to 1152 and encodes 352 amino acids. Gene Ontology annotation, molecular function: DNA binding; DNA clamp loader activity; ATP hydrolysis activity. Gene Ontology annotation, biological process: DNA-templated DNA replication; DNA repair. Gene Ontology annotation, cellular component: nucleus; DNA replication factor C complex; Rad17 RFC-like complex. The transcript has 3 exons.
CACUCUGCCACUUUACGCGACAACGCGUCUUCCACCAUUUCCAAAAAAGCUGCCUCGACACAAUUCUCACCUCCAGACCAAGCAGCUUCCAAGAUGGCACUUAUUGUUGACAAGCAUCGACCUCGGUCUCUCGAGGCCCUCACAUAUCACAAUGAGUUGUCAGAUCGCCUUCGCUCUCUUGCCCAGAGCGGUGAUUUUCCUCACCUACUUGUGUACGGGCCCUCAGGUGCUGGGAAGAAAACGCGAAUCGUUGCUACGCUGAAGGAGCUCUAUGGGCCAGGUGUGGAGAAGAUCAAAAUCGAUGCUCGAGUAUUCCAGACGACUAGCAAUCGAAAGCUCGAGUUCAACAUUGUCGCCUCCGUCUACCACCUCGAAAUCACACCGUCCGACGUUGGAAACUAUGACAGAGUUGUUGUUCAGGACCUUCUUAAAGAGGUUGCACAAACGCAACAAGUGGAUCAAUCAGCGAAGCAAAAGUUCAAAGUCGUGGUCAUCAACGAAGCGGACCACCUGACGAGAGAUGCACAAGCAGCUCUGCGACGAACGAUGGAAAAGUACUCGCCCAACCUACGACUAAUCCUCUUGGCGAAUUCGACUGCCAAUAUUAUUGCUCCGAUUCGCUCAAGAACUCUACUCGUCAGAGUAGCGGCCCCAACGCACGAGGAAAUAUGUGAUGUGCUAGCCGUGUCGGCGAAGAAAGAAGGUUGGCCCGUUGUGGAUGGUCUUCACAAACGAAUAGCGGAGGAGAGCGGACGAAACCUUCGACGAGCUCUCUUGAUGUAUGAAGCCGUUCAUGCACAAAAUGAGAAAGUCACUGAUAGCACAGUCAUCCCACCGGCAGACUGGGAGGCCCUUAUCGGUCAGAUCGCAAAGGAGAUCCUGGAAGAACACUCGCCAGCCAGGAUCCUGCAGGUGCGGUCAAAGCUUUACGACCUCUUGACACACUGCAUUCCCCCCACUACUAUCCUCAAGACCUUGGCGUUCAAGCUGAUUGCCCUCAUUGACGAUGGGUUGAAAGGCGAGGUUAUCCAAUGGGCGGCUUUCUAUGAGCAUCGCAUCAAGACCGGAACCAAAGUUAUAUUCCACCUGGAGGCUUUCGUGGCGAAGUUCAUGAGAAUUGUCGAGAUGUAUUUGAUGAGUAUGGAUAUGUAAUUAUGUUAGAAAAUAUGCGGCGUUUUAGGAAGGCUGAUGUAGCAAAAUCUACGGAACUUGACGGUACGUGCGUGUCGAUGCUUCACUCUAUCUUAACAACAAGCCACAACUCUUGUAAUGUGCUGCAUAGUACAAGCUG